Pieris napi is the source of this 1814-nucleotide messenger RNA. RefSeq names its product CLIP domain-containing serine protease HP8-like. Lineage: Eukaryota; Metazoa; Arthropoda; Insecta; Lepidoptera; Pieridae. The transcript is spliced from 7 exons. The record is from RefSeq and is a predicted model, not a curated record. Gene Ontology annotation, molecular function: serine-type endopeptidase activity. Bases 109 to 1338 code for a protein of 409 amino acids. Gene Ontology annotation, biological process: proteolysis.
ACUGGUAUCUUUGUCAUCGGCGCAUCGCGUACACAUUUCGAUAAAAGCAAUCGAAAUGGGUGCUCGUUCGUACGCAUGUUAUUAUUAAACUUUUAGUGCUAGUGAUGAAUGUGCAAGAUGAUAGCGUUAUUUGUAUUGUGUUUGUUAAUAUCACCCUCAUAUCUGUACCACGGAGAUAUUUGUUACGCCAAUAACUGUGCUGGUAGGUGUAAAUUAUUAUCACUAUGUCCAAGUCUGGUGAACGAAGUCAGACGGGCUGGUACUCCCAUGCCACCAUACAUGAGGAGGAAACUGCAAGACCUCGGAUGUGGAUUUGAACUGGACGAGCCACUUGUAUGCUGCGUAAAGGAGUCCAACACAUUUGACUACACGGAUGAUACUCGGAAACAACCAGAUUAUUGGGCUCCCACAGAACCACCUAAACCCUACACUCAACCAAAUAUUCAAGUGAAUAACCGAGGAGAAACGAAUGGAAUUGACCAGCCUCUUGAUGUGAGAAAUCACCCCAACUUGCAACUAUUACCAAAAGACUGUGGAACUAUUGAAGGCGAUCGGAUUUUCGGAGGAAAUAGAACUUCGUUGUUUGAAAUGCCCUGGAUGGUUCUACUUUCAUACCAAACAGGCCGAGGUAUUAAAUUAAGCUGUGGAGGUACCUUGAUAACAGAAUGGUAUAUCCUUACUGCUGCGCAUUGCGUGUCCUUUCUUGGUAACAAAUUGCAGCUGGAAGGUGUCAUUCUUGGAGAACAUGACGUCAGGCAGAAUCCGGACUGUGAGAGGGUUGAUGGAGAGUUAAUGUGCGCACCACCUGCUCGAAAUGUAACAAUCGAUCGUGUGAUAACUCAUCCAGGAUACAAUCCACAAACUCUUUUCGAUGAUAUUGCGUUAGUGAGGCUGUCGGAACCUGCCGAUUUUUCUUUGGAUAGUAUGAAAGCUGUAUGCUUACCAACAACACCAGAGCUUAUAAAUCAGACUUUAGAAGGAUUACAAGGUAUUGUUGCUGGAUGGGGGGCAACUGAAGACGGCCUACAGAGUCCUGUUCUGCUCAGUGUCGCCCUACCAAUGAUUAGUAAUAGAGAAUGCCAGAAUAUUUAUAACGGUUCUCCUCGCAUAUACGACAGUCAAUUAUGCGCUGGUGGGGUUCGAGAUAAGGACUCGUGUGGGGGCGACUCUGGAGGACCCCUAAUGUACCCUGGCCGGACAGAUUCGACGGGUGGCGUCCGAUACGUACAGCACGGUAUUGUCUCCUAUGGAUCCAAAAGAUGCGGUAUUGGCGGCUACCCUGGCGUUUACACAAGAAUAUCAUAUUACAUGGAGUGGAUUUUGGAUAAUUUAAGCUAGUCGUGGCUAUGCUUAUAGCAUGUAUUAUAUUAAUUAUCGUAUUAAGGUUAGGUUUAAAACGUAUGAAAUCUCUAUGAAUCUAAAGAAUCUGAAAUGACAUAGUUUAACAAUUAUCAAGUUCAAGGAAUAAAGGAAAAACACUCGAAUGCGUACAAUAACUAUAUAGUAAUACAUUAAGGUAUAUAAGGUGUAUAGUAAACUGUCAUUUACUAUGAUGAAAAGAGGCUGUAUAUGUAAUAAUUUAUUAAAAGUUGCUCUAUGGUUAUUGUGAUACUUAAUAAAUAUAACCUUAGAACCUUGUCUUUAAACGUCAUAUAAAAAAAACAAAUAGGGUCGAUUCAAAAUAUUGUACUAAACUAAAAGGCUAUUUCAAAGCGUAACUAUAAACUUUAAUAUAUGUUUGUUGACAUGGUAACGAACUUUUGUAAGUAUUAGUAAAAACUGUCAAAUAAAUGAAAAACAUCCAACCAAAACCA